AUGACGUUGCCAUAUCCGCCGCAAAUGAGUAGAGAAUGGUAUUCUGCAGGACGCUCCUUCAAUCCACCGCAGUUACAUCGUCGGAUGAGAUUCAUCGACAGUAGCGAGGAUGAAGCUGAAGGUGACGUGCGUGUUAUGAUGGGCAUGGAAAAACACUAUCCUCCGUUAUCCGUUAAGACGGCCGCGGCUGAUGUCACCAAUCCGAUGUCAAAACGCCACUCAUCCUCCUUCGUCAUCAACUCAGACAACGAAUUCAAAGUGAUGGCAGCUGGAAAACUUAUUGAUGCACUUGAAAACUUCAAACGUGCCGAAAUGAAGCCAUUCAAAGGCUCUACUGAAUCGUUACCUCCAACGUCAUCACCUCGACGUACGUCCACGACGAGGUCGCCAUUCGAUCUUUUGAGUUAUGUUCUCGGAAAAAGAACAGAAAGAUCGCUUUGUGUAUCGCCACCAAUACUCAUCUCAUCCACUUGCUCGGCCGUUUCACUACAGGAUCUAUCGAUAAUGGGUACCAGUACAAACAGCUGUGCCAGGUUCAAGCUGGAAACGGACGAGACCAGCCACUGCUAUCGACGGUAUUUCUAUGGCAGAGAACACCAUGAUUUCUUUGCAAUGGAUCCACUGGUUGGCCCACUGGUGCUAUCCGUGAGAACUGAAGUGAUUUCGUCGCAGGACCACUUCAGAAUUAUGUUGCGCUCCAAGAAAGGAACCGUUCACAAGAUCAUCUCGGCCAGCGCUUUGUCUGACAGACCAUCUGCGUCACGAAUGGCUCGUUUACUCUGCGAGGAAAUCACCAGCGAGCAGUUCACGCCGGUCGCAUUCCCUGGUGGAUCUGAGUUGAUCGUGCAGUAUGACGAACAUGUGCUGACUAACACCUACAAAUUUGGAGUAAUCUAUCAACGUGCUGGCCAGAUCAGCGAAGAGGAACUGUUCGGGAACGCCCGUAGCUCACCAGCCUUCCAAGAGUUCCUAGAUGUUCUUGGCGACACAGUUGAGCUACAAGGCUUUUUAGGAUAUCGUGGUGGCCUCGACACCGUUCACGGUCAAACGGGUCUUCAAGCCGUGUACACCGAGUUCCGUGGUCGUGAAGCAAUGUUCCAUGUGUCCACGAUGUUACCGUAUACCCUUGGGGAUCAGCAACAACUACAACGUAAACGACAUAUCGGCAACGACAUUGUCGCCAUCAUUUUCCAAGAAGCAAACACCCCAUUUGCUCCGGAUAUGAUAGCCAGCAAUUUCCUUCAUGCCUACAUCGUCGUGCAGCCAAUCGAUGCACUUACCGACAAAGUUCGCUAUCGAGUAUCAGUAGCAGCUCGUGAUGAUGUGCCAUUCUUUGGACCAACCCUACCAGCACCGUCCAUCUUCAAGAAGGGCCAGGACUUCAGGAAUUUCCUACUCACCAAGCUCAUCAACGCAGAGAAUGCCGCCUAUAAGAGCGCCAAAUUCGCCAAGUUGGCGGAACGAACACGCUCGUCCCUUCUGGACAGCCUGUAUGCCAACUUGAAGGGCCGUGCCGAGUUCUACGGUUCCCCAUUGCUCGAAAGUACCGAACAUUCCGGUGGACUUUUCAGUUCUGUCAAGAAGGCACUUAUCGGCAGAUCACGCUCCGUCUCACAAGAAGUUAACACACCAGCUCGUACGGUUUCAAUGUCCGUUCCACUACGAACAUUCACGGUACCAAAACGAGCAGCAAAUUCGGAACGAGAUAAGAGUUCCAGCUCCAGUGGUACCAGUUCGUUACGUCGUGACAGUCUAAGCAGGGACGAUCGGAGUGACUCUCCAGCCGAAGGUGACGCCCUACCGACAACUGUCUCACCAAGAGGAGUUCAGAGAAGGAUUGUCGGGCGACAUGUGAGCGCCAAACCGUCCUUCAACCUACAAUCAAGGCAAGAGUGGGAGGUGUCAUCGGCGGACAACGAUUCCCCUGAGAACGAGGUCGAUUCGGACACUGGAAUGGAGUCAAUGUCUUCCACUGACCAGCCAUCAACUCGGUUG
Molecule: messenger RNA, 1995 nt
Organism: Cooperia oncophora
Lineage: Eukaryota; Metazoa; Nematoda; Chromadorea; Rhabditida; Trichostrongylidae
Source: the annotation of a GenBank genome assembly